Sinocyclocheilus rhinocerous is the source of this 350-nucleotide messenger RNA. RefSeq names its product serine/threonine-protein kinase haspin-like. Gene Ontology annotation, cellular component: nucleus; cytoplasm. The record is from RefSeq and is a predicted model, not a curated record. Lineage: Eukaryota; Metazoa; Chordata; Actinopteri; Cypriniformes; Cyprinidae. Gene Ontology annotation, biological process: mitotic cell cycle; intracellular signal transduction. Gene Ontology annotation, molecular function: histone H3T3 kinase activity. The coding region runs from base 1 to 348 and encodes 115 amino acids. The transcript has 3 exons.
AUGACCUCCUUUGUUCUUAGCAUUCAGCACACAAUCGUCUAUGGACUGACGGUGUCAUGUGAUAUCUCUAAUGAUGAGGAGUUGUUUAUGGGUCAGGGAGAUUAUCAGUUUGAAAUCUACCGUCUAAUGAAGAAAGAAAACAAUAACUGCUGGUCCACCUAUAAUCCUCAUUCCAACGUGUUGUGGCUGCACUAUCUAGCUGAGAAACUGUUGAGCAUGAACUACAAGUACAAAGCCCAGACCAACCAGCAGAGGACGCUGAAGAGCGCCCUCAAAUCUUUCCAGGCGGAGAUACUUCGUUAUCCGUCAGCUACAGAAGCUCUUAGGAACUGCAGAUUCUUUCAGUGAAU